Priceomyces carsonii is the source of this 1599-nucleotide messenger RNA. RefSeq names its product Git2p (gene GIT2). The transcript has a single exon. Gene Ontology annotation, biological process: transmembrane transport. NCBI's taxonomy places the organism in Eukaryota, Fungi, Ascomycota, Pichiomycetes, Serinales, Debaryomycetaceae. Gene Ontology annotation, cellular component: membrane. The record is from RefSeq and is a predicted model, not a curated record. The coding region runs from base 1 to 1599 and encodes 532 amino acids. Gene Ontology annotation, molecular function: transmembrane transporter activity.
AUGGCUAGUAGAGAUCUUCCAACGUCAUUUAAGGAGCUCACCACUGGGUGGCUAGUACACGCCAAGAGAGAAAUUACAUUUAACAAGUCUAAGCAGGAGUUGAUUGAUAAUGAUAUUCAAGACGAAGACCACGAAGCAGUUACGAAAGUGCAAGCUAAGAAUCUUUGGCCAGCAUUUGUCUCUGGAGCUGGGUUGUUUUCUGAUGGAUACGUUAACAAUUCUAUCAGUACUGCUACCUAUUGUUUGGCAAUUUUAUAUGAGGAUGCUUACACCAAUUCUAAUGCCAUAUCAAACGUCUCUUCCAUUGCUUUUGCUGGAACUGUUGUUGGAAUGUUAGUGUUUGGAUAUAUUUCAGAUAAUUUUGCAAGAAAAGGAGGCAUGAUGACUGCCAAUGUCAUGUUGAUCUUCUUUACUGCAUUAUGUGCCGCAGGUUCAUGGGGUUUGAAUGGCAGUCCUUAUGGAUUAUUCGCUGCUCUCACCACUUUCAGAUUUUUCUUAGGUAUAGCAAUUGGUGCUGAAUAUCCCACAUCCUCAGUCAUCGCCUCAGAAUUUGCUAACCAAUUACCAAGUGGUAAAAGAAAUAGAUAUUUCAUCUGGUUUACAAAUGCAAUGAUAGAUGUAGGCUACGUGGUAAGUUCGUUUGUUCCUAUGGUUCUACUUUGGAUUUGCACCCCAAAACAUCUUACACCAAUAUGGAGAAUCACUUUGGCACUUGGUGCCAUUCUUCCUAUUUCCCUUUUCUUCAUGAGAUUGAAGAUUAAAGAUAGUGAAGCUUUUCAAAAAAUGAAUAUGAAGAAGGCUAAAGUCCCAUACUGGACAAUAAUCAAAUUUUACUGGUUUAGAUUAAUAAUUGUCUCUCUCAUUUGGUUCCUUUACGACUUUUCUGCUUAUUCAUUCGGAGUAUAUUCUUCGUUCAUUAUUGGAAAAGUCGUCGGUGACGGAGAUAUGUAUAAGACUUUUGGUUGGACCGUCGUUUUUAAUUUAUUUUAUAUCCCUGGUGCGUUCCUUGGUGCCCUUGGUGCAGAUUACCUCGGUCCAAGAGUUACAGCAGGUGUUGGAGUAAUUCUUCAAGCUGCGGUUGGCUAUAUUAUGGCAGGCUGCUUUCCUCACUUGAAACAUAGUAUUGGAGGGUUUGUUGUCGUUUACGGAAUUUUCACUUCAUUAGGUGAGUUUGGGCCUGGUGAUAAUAUAGGAUUGCUUGCUGCAAAGACAAGUGCCACAACUAUUAGGGGUCAAUAUUAUGGAAUUGCUGCAGCAGUCGGUAAAAUAGGUGCUUUCGUGGGAACAUGGGUUUUCCCAGUUAUUCAAAAGAAUGCCCUCAAGGCACGAGGAUCAGACUUUGAAAUGCAAGCUCCUUUUUAUGUCAGUUCAUCGUUAUGUGUCUUUUCAGGUAUUUUAAUUUUUUUCUUCCUUCCUGCAGUAGGUCAGGAUGCAGUUAAUAGAGAGGAUCAAGAAUUCUUCGACUAUUUGGAGGCUACUGGAUAUGAUACCAGACAAUUGGGUUAUAUUGUGGAUCCGGAGAAUGAUUCUGCUUCUACGGAUGAAGUCAAGAAGACUGAAGUGGAUGUGAAGGUCGAGGCUGAAUCGAAAACUUCUUGA